Staurois parvus is the source of this 655-nucleotide messenger RNA. The record is from the annotation of a GenBank genome assembly. Lineage: Eukaryota; Metazoa; Chordata; Amphibia; Anura; Ranidae.
AUGGAUAUCAAAAAGUUGCAAGACGAAAUCAGUGAACACCUGAUUCACAUGCCAGUCGAUGAUCUCAUGGAGACUUGCCAGUUUAUAAAGGCCUCCAAAGCAAGUAUGGCAAAAGGAAAAACCCGGCGCCAUUACAUGCGGAUAGUGAAUGAGGUGUUAGAUGAACUGGUAGAGACUAAAAGUGAAGAAGUGGUGACACAAAUUUCUGCAGAAAUUCAUUGGUGAGUUAAAGAAGAGAGAUAACAUGGAAGCACCAAGCGAUAGUGGCAAAGACCCUCAAGCAGAACAACAGUUAAAGGAUUUAAAACAGCAAUACCACAGUAUACAGGAAAAACUUCAAGAAACAGCCAAGAUGAUAGAGGAACAGAUGAAAGAACUUAGCACUAAAGACAAAGACUCAAAAGAAAGUCCUGCAAAACAAGACUCUAAUCUAGUUGCUCAGAGACUUUCCCAUACUAACUUGCCAAAAGUUACAAUCAGAAAGGACAUUAAAAUUGCUGGUCAGAUAGGUGAAAAGGAACAGAAAGGCAAGCUGUCUUAUACUAACCUCAUGCACCAGAUUGACACGGGACUUCAAAAGGGAUAUCCCAUGUCAGAGCUUGUGGAAGCUGCGGUCAAAGCCAUUAGUCAAGUCAAGUCUCAGAGGCAUGCUAGA